Molecule: messenger RNA, 1427 nt
Organism: Tripterygium wilfordii
Lineage: Eukaryota; Viridiplantae; Streptophyta; Magnoliopsida; Celastrales; Celastraceae
Product: pyridoxal reductase, chloroplastic
Exons: 9
Coding region: 50-1150 (366 amino acids)
Cellular component (GO): cytoplasm
Source: RefSeq, a predicted model, not a curated record
UGCAAAGAAACUCCUUUCAGGCGUCUUCUCCAAUUUCCUUGCUAUUUCAAUGGCAUUAUCAGCACCAACAUCAUACUUCAGCUGCGUCAGUGGUUCAAUUGACACCAAAGCAUCCCUUUCUUCUCCUUUCAAGCUUCUGAAGCUCCCUCCCAUCUGGCCAUGGCAAAAGGUGAAGAUGGGUCCAUUCAGUGUCUCUCCAAUGGGUUUUGGAACUUGGGCUUGGGGAAACCAGCUACUGUGGGGUUAUCAGGAGUCGAUGAACCCUGAUCUUGAACAAACCUUCAACAUGGCUGUUGAGAAUGGUGUUAAUUUCUUUGAUACUGCAGAUUCGUAUGGGACUGGAAGAUUGAAUGGGCAGAGUGAAAAGCUUCUUGGGAAGUUCAUCAGAGAAUCUAAAGGAAGGAAGCAAAGACAAGAUGACAUUGUGGUUGCUACAAAGUUUGCAGCAUACCCAUGGCGUGUAACACCAGGGCAGUUUGUGAAAGCGUGCAAGUCCUCUUUGGAGAGGAUGCAACUGGAGCAGAUUGGAAUUGGACAAUUACAUUGGUCAACUGCAAACUAUGCUCCCCUGCAAGAGUUCGCUCUUUGGGAUGGUUUGGUUGCAAUGUAUGAGCAGGGCCUAGUCCGAGCAGUUGGCGUGAGCAAUUAUGGACCAAAGCAGCUCCUAAAGAUACACGAUUACCUCAAAAUCCGUGGAGUGCCCCUUUGCUCGGCACAAGUGCAGUUUUCUUUGCUUAGCAUGGGAGAAGAUCAGAUGGAGAUCAAGAAUAUAUGUGAUUCUCUUGGGAUCCGCUUGAUUUCUUAUAGUCCUUUAGGACUUGGAAUGCUCACUGGAAAAUACACAGCUUCUAAGCUUCCCCGUGGGCCUCGCGCCCUCCUUUUCAGACGAAUACUUCCUGGGUUGGAGCCCCUAUUGAACUCACUGAGAGAAGUUGCACAGAGAAGAAGCAAAACUGUAUCGCAGGUUGCUAUAAACUGGUGCAUCUGCAAGGGUACUGUUCCAAUUCCUGGAGUUAAGAAUGUAAAACAAGCGGAAGAAAAUUUAGGUGCUCUGGGGUGGCGCCUGAGUUCGGAAGAGUUGCUUCAGAUAGAAUAUGCAGCACGCGAGUCUCCUGGGAGAAUGAUCCAAAACAUUUUCCAGACCAGAUGAACUGCCAAGGAAAAUCACAUUUGGUGCCUUGUGAGUAAACUGACAACGACAUUGCGAUAUGCAAAACAUGGGUGAUUUUGGUUCUGCAUAAAUUUGUUUCCAAUGUAAAGAACCUGUUAAGGGCUGAAUUUGGUAAUUGCCUUAGUGUUCCUUUUUUUCAGGCAAUAUGGUAUGUAUUUCUGGAUUACCAUUGCAUCGACUCCGUAUCGGCGGAGAAAAUGCAUUUGACUGUACGCUCAAUACUUUGUCAUAUAAACUAGCCAUUUCUCCUUUUUCA